AUGAAUAUAUCCAGGGGCGGCGCUAUCAUUGCAGUUAUGGAUUCGGCAGAAUCCACUAGGUUAGGAACUUUCAAGCUAGAAGUUAAGUCUGGGAAAACUUAUCUACUAAGGAUUUUGAAUGCUGCAAUGAAUGAAAUUCUUUUCUUUGCAAUUUCAAAUCACAAAUUAACAGUUGUUGUAACAGAUGGAAGCUACACAAAGCCAUUAACAAAAGAUUUCAUAGCCAUAAGUCCUGGACAAACACUUGAUUGCCUAUUAAAAGCCAAUCAAGAACCAAAUAAUCUUUACUACAUGGCUGCUAAAGCAUAUACCAAUGGUACUAAUGUCCAAUUUGAUAACACAACAACCACAGCCAUAGUGAAAUAUGAAGGAAAUCAUAAAAUUUCUUCACCUAUUUCACUCCCUUACUUACCUUCUUACUAUGACACACCUUCAGUUGUUAAUUUCAGUGGUAGCCUAAGAAGUUUAGCUUCGAAAAACCACCCGAUAUCCAUCCCGAUUAAUGUGAAAACAAGGUUGGUUUCCGUUGUCUCAGUGAACUUAUCACCAUGCCCAAUAAAUGGUACAAAUGUUACGACAUGCCAAGGGCCAAAUGGGACGCGAUUAUAUGCCAAUAUGAGCAACAUAAGUUUCGCGACGCCAAGGUAUAACAUACUCGAGGUAUAUUAUUAUCACAUCAAGGGCGUGUUUGAAACAAAAUUUCCAAGUUUUCUGCCGUACGUGUUCAAUUACAUUGAUGAUGUUUUGCCUUUAGGGCUUGAAUUGGCUGAAUUUGGGACACAAGUGAAAGUAUUGAAGUAUAAUACAACAGUUGAAUUGGUGCUACAAGGGACUAAUGUGGUCACUGGAUUAGACCAUCCAAUGCAGUUACAUGGUUACAGUUUUUAUGUUGUUGGUUUGGGAUUUGGUAAUUUUGAUGAAAAAUUGGAUCCAAAGAAGUAUAAUCUUGUUGAUCCCCCUCGAAGCAACACUGUAGCUGUACCUAAAAGUGGUUUGGUAGCCAUUAGAUUCAGAGCAGACAAUCUAGGAGUUUGGUUUAUGCAUUGCCAUAUUGAGCGUCAUCUUACAUGGGGGAUGAAGGCUGUUUUUAUGGUGAAAAAUGGACGCAGGCCCGAAGAACGCAUUUUCUCUCCUCCUAGGGACAUGCCACCUUGCUGAUUUUUCUACUAUUUCUUUCACAAAUUACUAACAUAUUUCUGUGUGUUUAUCAUUAGUAGUGAUUAUAUUAUUGAAGGAAACUAUCCUAACAAAAAGAAUUUGUGGAAUUAAUAGCGUGUGCGAAACAAACUGAGAAUAGACAACUCUCGUUCAAUAGAA
Molecule: messenger RNA, 1317 nt
Organism: Lycium ferocissimum
Lineage: Eukaryota; Viridiplantae; Streptophyta; Magnoliopsida; Solanales; Solanaceae
Product: laccase-15-like
Exons: 3
Coding region: 1-1158 (385 amino acids)
Molecular function (GO): copper ion binding; oxidoreductase activity
Source: RefSeq, a predicted model, not a curated record